UGCGCAGCGCUGACAGGUGGCUAAGAAAGUGUGUGUGGUCAUAUGACCGCAUGCAUUUGUGCUAUAUUCUCUGCAGCUGAGGCUGAGCUGUCUGAACAACAGGAUGAACUAUGGUAGGAUGUGACCUGCUCACCUUUUCUCCAGAGCAUAAUGUCACAGGGUCGAGGAAUCUGGGUAGGAAGUACCAAGCUGGUGAGCUGGUUUAUUCUCCCGUACCUUCUCCUCCUGGCUUUACCGUGCAUGGGCUUCCUCCCUAACUUUUGGUCGACAGUGUUGACUCUGUCCUGGGACUCACACACACACCAGUAUAUCACAGAGCAGGCCAUCGUCAAUGUCACCCAGGAGACUCUGAGGGGCACCAGAAAACUCCAGGGGAAGCAUGCAAAGGGGGAGACCAGACUGGGCCGAGGCUUCCGGAAAGCCGUGGGGGAGGUGGUGAAGUCCAACGCAGCCAUGGACUUCGUCAGCUCGACCAUGUCGGACCCAGUCUACCACUUUGAUUCAGAGCGAGUUGACAGCGCCGUGGUGAUGUUACGGCAGUUCUGGACUCAGACUGUGCUCUCAGUACGAGCCAAAGAGUACCAAAGUGCCCGUCGCAGCUUGGGUCAGCUAUUUCAUUCAUUGCAGGACUUCUACAGCCACAGCAACUGGGUGGAGAUGGGCCAGCGCUCCAUUUAUCUCCACCUGCUGCAGCCAGAGCAGCCUGCUGUUCCUGUAGCUAAAGAGGACACGCCUACCUGCAUGGAGUGCUUCAGUCAUACCUGUCGAAAUAACCUCCUGCCAAGACUGACAAGCACACAGGGAGACUCCCAGCUGCUCACCACUGGCUACUUCGGCACAUUUCCUCCAAAACCUCAGGGCAAAUGUAGUCACGGAGGUAUUCUGGACAGCAGUCGCAACCUGGGGGCCAAAGGGGGCAUCAACAAGGACAGCACCUCACCGUUGUUCUCCCCUCACCAUUACCUCCAUGUCAAAGCUGCCACUUUGGCUACUGAGGCCACUCUAAGUGUACUGAGGGACCUCAGAGACACCGUGGGACACACAACAUUUCUCAAGCUCUUCAGUGUGAACCAGGUUCCCGCAUUAGUAUUUGUCAUGGACACCACAGGCAGCAUGUUUGAGGAGAUCACUGCCGCUCGCCUUCGGGCUCACUCCAUCAUCCGGAGCCGAGCCAACAACCCCGAGCAGGCUGGAACCUUUCUGCUUGUGCCCUUUCAUGACCCAGGUGUAGGACCAGUGUAUGAGACUGAGGACCCAAACCAGUUUAUGCAACACAUGGAGAGCCUGAUGGCCCUGGGAGGAGGAGAUGAACCAGAGAUGUGCCUCUCUGCCAUUCAGCUGGCCCUCACUCACAGUCCACCACUGUCAGAGAUCUUUGUAUUCACCGAUGCUUCCCCUAAAGACGCCCAUUUGUUUGAUGCAGUAAAGGCUCUCACCCUCGAGAAACAGAGCAAGGUGACAUUUCUCCUUACUGAAGACGCCAACGGCACGACAGCAGGCCGAAGGCGUCUGAAGAGGAAGAGGAGGAGUAAGGAACCUUUGUCUCCUGAUCGUUUCUCUCUCUACUCCUCCCUGUCCUCCCUGUCAGGAGGACUGACAAUAUUCACCACCAACUCUGACAUACACAGAGUGUCUACAAUAGUGGAGGAUAACACAGCUGCUGACAAGGUGACACUCCUCCAUGUGGAAAGUGACCACGAGACCAUGUCCGUCCAUUCCUUCAGAGUUGACAGCUCCAUAAAAAACGUCACCCUACAUGUCACUGGCACUAUGAUGGAGUGUAUUCUUACCAGUCCGUCAGACCGAAGCCAGUCUCUGUUGAGUGAGCAAGGCCCUCUAGCAGAGUUGGAGCACUUUCAGGGUCUGUACCGCAUCAGCCUUCUUCCACCUAUACAGCCUGGACAGUGGAAACUUCAAGCCAAGAGUGACGGCCACCUCACUUUUAACGUAAUAGGUGACAGCAGUGUCGAUUUCCUGUAUUACUUUGCCACCGUAACCAAUGACACACACCCAGGUUUGGCCAGAAUGGAGGGUAGUCCUGUAGCAGGUGUCCCUGCCUUUCUGGUGCUGGCUGUGACAGGCCUGGCGUCAGAGGAGGAGGCAUCUUUCAGUCACGUCACCCUGCUGGGAGCUGAAGGGGAGAACCUGCAGCAUGUGAAGCUGAACUCCUCCUCAUCAGCAGCGUCAACCUACUCUUUGGAGGAGCUGGUAGGAUUGGUGGAUCCUGUUCCCAGAGUUCCCUUCUGUGUUCGACUUACAGGCCAAGACAGCAAAGGAAACAAGCUGGAGAGAGUUUCCACAGAGCUGUUGCAUCCCACUCACGUUCAGAUACAGGUGUUGUCCGUCCCCCGCCUUGUACCUGGUCACAGCACCGUAGUGGACUUUGACAUCCUGAACCAUGGUCCUGAACGACUCUUCAGUUUGACUGCUGACGACAACUGUGGUUAUCUUCGCACCAAAGGACCACACAGGUUCCCUGUUGCAGAACAGGGGUCUUUCCGUGGCCAGGUGGACCUCCUGACCUCUGCCGAAGCUCAGGCAGGAGCGACUGUCACACUUAUACUCACUGUGCAUGCUCUCGACUCUCCAGAUUCAAAUUAUGCAGUGGCCUACUUGACUGUGGUCCCCCCGGAUUCUGACACAUCACCACCGUCCUGCUCUGCUGCACGAGUCCAGUCUAACUGUCCUUCCAUUUGCAAUCAGUCUAGCUGGAGCGUGUCUCUAGUUGUGUCAGAUACCGGUCGCUCAGGCCUUACUGCCAUCCAACUGCAGAACGGUGAAGGUAUUCUGACUUUAUUCCACAGCCCCCCACCCACAGAGGACACCCUUGAAGAGGCCCAGAAAGGCCCUGACCAGAAACAGGUACACAGGGACGAGAUAACCAACGCAGGCCACCAUCACCACCACAAGGCCACCCUACAGAGUGGAGACCCCCCUGUGAAUGUUUCUGAAUGGUCACUGGAUUCAUCUCAGCCACUGUGGGCGAGGUACACAUCCAGCUGCUGUUCUGCUCAGGCAGAGAUGCUGGUGUGGGACGCAGCUGGAAACAUGAAACGCUGCCAUCUAACAUCUGGUCAGCAGAGGACAGAAUCCAGUGGAAGUGGACGGCUAAAGCCUUCAGGCGUCUUUUUCUUCUUGUUCGCUCUUCUGUGGUCUCCCCUGCUUUAGGUCAACAGGAUUACAGAUGUUUUGCUGGUCAAAAUUGUUGUUGGCCACUGGAUUCCAGACAAGGAAAUAAAAAUACAGAGUGUGACCUGUUGGAGGGGAAAAAUGUGAAAUCAGGAACUGCACUUAAUGAAAAUAAAUGCUAACACUUAAGUUUGCUACUGUGAUUCUUAAAAUGCACCAAAUAAAGGGAUUAGUCUUUUUUGUGAGCUU
Messenger RNA from Stegastes partitus (bicolor damselfish), 3378 nucleotides. RefSeq names its product von Willebrand factor A domain containing 7 (gene vwa7). The record is from RefSeq and is a predicted model, not a curated record. NCBI's taxonomy places the organism in Eukaryota, Metazoa, Chordata, Actinopteri, Pomacentridae. The transcript has 17 exons. Bases 151 to 3168 code for a protein of 1005 amino acids.